Molecule: messenger RNA, 1380 nt
Organism: Peronospora farinosa
Lineage: Eukaryota; Oomycota; Peronosporomycetes; Peronosporales; Peronosporaceae
Source: the annotation of a GenBank genome assembly
AUGAGUAAUGACGUUGUCAAGCCGUUGCAAAAUCUCCUGGACGCGUUUGGGGCGCGUUUGGCACGUGUAGAGACACAGCUGGGCAUGGAGGGAGCACAUUCGUCUGCACGUGAAGCCGAUGCUGCUUCCCCAUCCGCUGCUGUUUACGUAGAUUUGUCACCGCAGCUCAAAGCGUACGACGAGUACGUGGCUCAAUACCUUCCACCUUUUCUGGACGUCAGUAAGAAGCUUGGGGAUGAUACAAACAAACUCGCAACGGUGACGGAGAAGGCGUUUGCGGCCCAGCGCGCAUACCUGUUGAUGGCGAGCCAGUGCAAGAAACCCGCGACGCUCAACCCUGAGCAUUUGAAGGACUUGCAAGCUUGUAUCAAGGAAAUCAACACUCUGCGUGAUAACCGCAGCGACUUUUCCAACCACCAGAACAUGGUGAAUGAGGGUAUUCAGGCACUCGGCUGGCUCUGUGUGGAGCCGGCUCCUAAGCCCUUUAUUGAGUCGUACGUAGGUGGCUCGGACUUUUGGGGCAACAAGAUCCGUGUGCAGUUCAAGACGUCUAAUUCUGACCAAAUCUCCUUUGUCACGUCGUUUAAGAGUCUGUUAACUGAGCUCAUGGCCUACGUUAAGGCACACCACACGACGGGCGUCACGUGGAACUCCAAGGGUGGCGACGUGGCCAACUACACACCUGCCUCAACUACGAAAACUGCCGCAUCUGCAGGUGAUAUAGCCAAUGUGUUUGCUGGCAUUAAGGGUGUUGACCACAGUAGCGGCAAGACUGCGGGACUCAAAAAGGUCACCAAGGACAUGCAGACCUGGCGCAAAGACUACAAGUUGGACGGCGCUGCACCCGUGCCUUCUGUAGCCGCUAAGAAGUCCACCCCCGUCAAAAUCACGAAGCCCGCCGUCUGCGAGGAACGCAACGGCAACUGGCAGAUUGAGUUCCAGACCGGUCCCGACCCGCUUACUGUCAGCGGCGUCACUAUGAAGCAGCAAGUGUACAUUUACGGCUGUGAGGGUGCCACCAUCUUGGUUGAGGGCAAGGCCAAGAACAUCGUGUUUGAUUCGUGCAAGAAGACCAAGCUCAUCUUCGACAACGCCGUAUCCACCAUCGAGAUUGUCAACUGCAAGGGCGUUCAAGUGCAGUGCAAGGGCGUGGUGCCGUCCGUGGCUAUCGACAAGACGGAUGGCUGCCUUGUGUACAUCUCAUGGGAGGGUCGCGAGGUGCAGUUCGUCACGUCUAAGAGCUCGGAGAUGAACGUGGCGUUCCCACAAGGUGCGGGCAGCGACGACUACGUGGAGAAGCCGAUCCCAGAGCAAUUUGUGCACACGAUCACGAAGGACCUGACCAUCUCAUCCGGUGUCUCGGACUUGUACUCGCACUAG